UUUGCUGCGUCACGGGUUCUCCGGAAGACGAGUUUGUUUCCAUGUUCGUUUUCAACAUUUUUUCAUCAGACAUUCUAUUGUCAUCAAAUUAUAAACCAUAAAUAAAAAAUGAAAAAUCAGUAAUUCACAUAUAAUGGCUCACAAAACAAAGGAGAAGGUAAAAAUAUAUAAGAAAAAACGACAAAUUCCUGAAAGUAAAAUUAUUGAAGAUCUACGAUCAAAAUACAAUAAUAUUGAUGAAACUAAAAUAAAAAAAUUUAAUGAUAUACCAUUAUCGAAUAAAACAUUGAAGGGAUUGAAAGAAAAUAAUUAUAUUGAAUUAACGGAUAUACAAAGACAAAGUAUUGGAUUAGCUUUAAAGGGUAAUGAUAUAUUAGGCGCAGCAAAAACUGGUAGUGGAAAAACAUUAGCAUUUCUUGUGCCGGUAUUAGAAAUUUUAUAUUGUAAGCAAUGGACAAGGUACGACGGUGUUGGUGCACUUAUUAUUACUCCUACAAGAGAACUUGCCUAUCAAAUAUAUGAAACUUUACGUAAAGUUGGUCUAUACCAUGAUAUUUCAGCAGGUUUGAUUAUCGGUGGAAAAGAUUUGAAAUUUGAAAAAAAACGUAUGGAUCAAUGUAAUAUCGUUAUAUGUACACCAGGUCGUUUGCUUCAACAUAUGGAUGAAAAUCCUCUCUUUGACUGUGUGAAUAUGCAGAUAUUAAUUCUCGAUGAGGCAGAUCGUUGUUUAGAUAUGGGUUUUGAAAGAACUAUGAAUUCCAUAAUUGAAAAUCUACCAAUUAAGCGACAGACACUUUUAUUCUCUGCAACGCAGACCAAAUCAGUUAAAGAUUUAGCCAGGCUAAGUCUAAAGGAUCCUAUGUAUGUAUCUGUGCAUGAACAUGCUGAACAUAUUACUCCCGAAGGACUUCAACAAUCUUAUAUUGUUUGCUCCUUGGAAGAAAAAACAGCAAUGUUAUGGUCUUUCUUGCGGAGUCAUUUGAAACAAAAAAUAAUUGUGUUCUUUUCUAGUUGCAAACAGGUCAAAUACGUUUAUGAAUCAUUUUGUCGGUUACGACCAGGAAUAAGUUUAUUAGCUCUAUAUGGUACACUUCAUCAGCUGCGAAGAAUGAAUAUUUAUGAGUCAUUUUGUAAAAAACAUUAUGCUGUAUUAUUUGCUACAGAUAUCGCUGCACGUGGAUUAGAUUUUCCUGCUGUUAAUUGGGUAGUCCAAAUGGACUGUCCUGAAGAUGUAAAUGCAUAUAUUCAUAGAGCAGGUAGAACAGCUAGGUUUCAAGCAGGUGGAGAAUCUUUAUUAGUUUUGUUACCGUCCGAAGUAGAAAUGAUACAACGGCUUCAGGAUCGUAAAAUACCAAUAAAUAUGAUAAAAAUUAAUCCAAAUAAAUUACAUUCGCCACAUCGUAAACUUGAAGCACUACUGGCUCGAGAUGUAUCUUUAAAAGAAAGUGCUCAAAGAGCUUUUGUAGCAUAUAUUAAAUCAGUUUUCUUGAUGAAAGACAAACAAGUAUUUAAUGUAAAAGCUUUAAAUACCGAUGAAUAUGCAAGAUCAUUAGGUUUAGCUAUUCCACCAAGAAUACGAUUUUUACAAAAGUCACAAAAUAAUACUUCUAAUUUACAAAAAGAAAUAAAUAAGGAGAACAAAGAAAGUGAUAAUUUAAACAUAUCCAAUAAUAGUGAAACAAAUAAAUAUAUUACCUCUAAUGAAUCUGAUAACGAAGAUAACAAUGCAAUGAAACACAUAUCGCAUACUCAGAAACAUGAUAAUAUUAGCUUUAUGGAUGACGAUAGCGACGACGAUUUAUUGACAGUGAAGAGGAGAAAUAUAGAUAUUGACGAUAUGUCCGAUACCAUGGAAAGUACAAAAGAUGAUAAGAGCAAUAAGAAAAAAAUUAUUACAAAAGUUGCAGUUGCAAAGAAAAUACUUAAGAAAAAAAUAAUCCCUAAUAGUAAAAAGACUUUUGGUGAUGAUGGAAUGGAAGUGAUAGAUCCAACGAAAAGCAAAGUAUCCGAAUUAGCCAAGAAAUAUGAGAAUGAAAUUGAUUCUGGUAUUAACAUUGAAAUAGCAAAACAAGUUUUACGUGAAGAAGACCAGUUUGAUAAACAAAGGUUUAGAGAAAAAAUCAAAGAAAAACAUCGCGAAGAAAAGCUUAAACUUAAAGCUAGUAAAAAGAAUAAAGAUAAAAGUGAUGAUGAGGAAUCACAGGAACCAAAUAGUGAUGUAAGUGAAAGUGAAUUUAGUGAACCAGACCUUUCAUGGCUACCAGAUCCAGAUAAAAUAUAUGGAGAACAAAAAGAAGACUUUAAUGAAAAUUCUCCGGAUAAUAUUGAAAAUAAAGAAGAUAGCAUGAUUCACAGUUUUUCCAAAAGAAAACUAAUAGUACAAAAAGAUAAAAAUGUUAAAAAGAGACGAAAAAUAAUCAAUGAAGUUAUAAAUUCUGGCCUAAAAACAGAUGAAGAAUUAGCUUUACAACUUUUACAACGGUGAACUGAAUUUAAAUUUUGAUAUGUAUUAUUUACAAUGUAAAGAAUUGUAAAAAAAUCAUGUUAUAAAAAAUA
Molecule: messenger RNA, 2556 nt
Organism: Vespa mandarinia (Asian giant hornet)
Lineage: Eukaryota; Metazoa; Arthropoda; Insecta; Hymenoptera; Vespidae
Product: putative ATP-dependent RNA helicase DDX10
Molecular function (GO): ATP binding; nucleic acid binding; RNA helicase activity
Source: RefSeq, a predicted model, not a curated record